Messenger RNA from Cajanus cajan (pigeon pea), 2228 nucleotides. RefSeq names its product bifunctional dihydrofolate reductase-thymidylate synthase. Gene Ontology annotation, molecular function: dihydrofolate reductase activity; thymidylate synthase activity. Gene Ontology annotation, biological process: dTMP biosynthetic process; one-carbon metabolic process; tetrahydrofolate biosynthetic process. The record is from RefSeq and is a predicted model, not a curated record. Gene Ontology annotation, cellular component: cytosol; mitochondrion. Lineage: Eukaryota; Viridiplantae; Streptophyta; Magnoliopsida; Fabales; Fabaceae.
UGCUAGGUGUUGCUGUAUAAUGCCAUUUUUUUCAUGCAAAAUCAAAAUCAAAUCCUCAAUCUAAUAUUCUCUGAGUCAUGAUAUAAUAAGUUCAACUUUCUCAAUUUUUUCUUCAUCUUCAGCCAGCAGUCAGGGAGAGAAGAGUUUCGGUUUCAUUUUAACAAGAUUGAUUGUUGAUUUUGCCAAAUUAAUUGGAAUUGGAAUGAUUCCUCUGCACUUCCAAAAGAAUUGGCUGUGCAGUCCUUGUUUUCAGAGACCCUCGUUAAGUUCCCAUCGGCUUUUGAGGUCUAUAAUGGCUAGCGAUUCUUCUGCUAUCUCCAACGGAGACAACAACGACAAUGUCAAUCCGCCACCAAACCUACAAAGGACUUACCAAGUGGUAGUUGCUGCCACUCAAGAUUGGGGCAUCGGUAAGGAUGGGAAAUUACCCUGGAGAUUGCCUACUGAUCUCAAAUUUUUUAAGGAAAUCACAAUGAAAACAUCUGAUCCUGGGAAGAAGAAUGCCAUUGUAAUGGGAAGGAAAACUUGGGAGAGUAUUCCUCUCGAGUACAGGCCUCUUUCUGGUCGCCUUAAUGUUGUUCUUACUCGGUCAGGCAGCUUUGAUAUUGCAACGGCAGAGAAUGUUGUUAUAUGUGGAAGUAUGCCUUCUGCAUUGGAACUGUUAGCUGCUUCUCCUUACUCUCUGUCAAUUGAGAAAGUAUUUGUUAUAGGAGGUGGACAGAUAUUUAGAGAGGCUCUGGAUGCACCUGGAUGUGAAGCCAUCCAUUUAACAGAAAUUCAGUCAAGCAUUGAGUGCGACACUUUUAUGCCUCCAGUUGAUUCCACUAUAUUUUGUCCAUGGUACUCAUCCUUUCCUAAAGUGGAAAACGAAAUCCGCUAUUCUUUCACCACUUUUGUGCGUGUAAGGAGUUCAGCUGCAGAGUCCCCAAGUCAGAAUAUCCAUCCACAUUUUGAUAAUAAUUCUGACAAUCCACAUUUUGAUAAUAAUUCUGACUCCUUAAAGUUUGAGGUCAAAGAUUUUUCUUUUCUUCCUAAAAUGAUUUUUGAGAGACACGAGGAGUAUUUGUAUCUUAAGCUGGUUCAAGACAUCAUUUCUGAAGGUACAACUAAGGUUGAUAGGACAGGGACUGGUACCUUGUCAAAAUUUGGUUGCCAGAUGAGGUUCAAUCUGCGCAGAAGCUUUCCUCUUCUAACAACUAAGAGAGUAUUUUGGCGAGGGAUUGUUGAAGAGCUUCUUUGGUUUAUCAGUGGCUCAACAAAUGCCAAGGUGCUACAGGAAAAAGGCAUUCAUAUAUGGGAUGGCAAUGCAUCCAGAGAAUACCUUGAUUGUAUUGGUUUGACAGAGAGGGAAGAGGGUGACUUGGGGCCUGUUUAUGGGUUUCAAUGGAGGCAUUUUGGUGCCAGAUAUACUAACAUGCAUGAUGACUACUCCGGCCAAGGGUUUGAUCAGCUUUUAGAUGUUAUUAACAAGAUAAAGCAUAAUCCUAAUGAUCGGCGAAUCAUUUUCUCUGCAUGGAAUCCAGCUGAUCUUAAAUUGAUGGCACUUCCACCCUGCCACAUGUUUGCACAGUUUUAUGUAGCUCAUGGGGAGUUAUCAUGUCAAAUGUACCAGCGAUCUGCUGACAUGGGUCUGGGUGUUCCAUUUAAUAUUGCUUCUUAUGCCCUCCUGACAUGCAUGAUUGCUCAUGUUUGUGAUCUUGUUCCAGGUGAUUUUAUCCAUGUUAUUGGGGAUACACAUGUUUACAGCAAUCAUGUGAAUCCCUUACAGGAGCAGCUCCAUAACCUGCCAAAACCAUUUCCAACUUUGAAAAUAAAUCCAAAGAAGAAAGAUAUAGAUUCUUUUGUGGCUGCUGAUUUCAAGCUCAUAGGCUAUAAUCCUCACCCGAAGAUUAAUAUGAAGAUGUCUGUUUAAAGUCUGGGGAUUCUCGCUCCUUCAGUUCUUCGAUGCUGAAGCCAUCUGUUAUCCUUGUUUCUGGCGCAACUAUAGGGAGAUAAUGUUAAAUCUGUGUACAAUUAAAGACCAUCUCGUAAGACAUACUUCAUCGCAUACAUAUUGUUGGUGGGGAUUCUUUGGUCCAAUUUCCUUCCUUUCCAAUGUAUACCCUGUUGUACUUUACUUUUGACUUUUGAGGGAUCUGAAACUCGACGGUUUGGGUUUUGCGUUUUUUGUACACUCUCAAGUGAUAGAAUUCAAGUUUAAGAUGAUAAGAACAACAUUUCUAUCUUUA